Molecule: messenger RNA, 2938 nt
Organism: Neolamprologus brichardi
Lineage: Eukaryota; Metazoa; Chordata; Actinopteri; Cichliformes; Cichlidae
Gene: gna13b
Product: guanine nucleotide binding protein (G protein), alpha 13b
Biological process (GO): adenylate cyclase-activating G protein-coupled receptor signaling pathway; Rho protein signal transduction
Cellular component (GO): brush border membrane; heterotrimeric G-protein complex; cytoplasm
Molecular function (GO): D5 dopamine receptor binding; GTPase activity; G-protein beta/gamma-subunit complex binding
Source: RefSeq, a predicted model, not a curated record
CCCUCUGUAUCGAUGUAGUUGUUUCAAAGAUGGCGGAUUUCCUGCCAUCCCGCUCCGUUUUAUCUGCAUUUUUCCCCAACUGCCUCCUUACAAGCGGCGAGGCAGAGCAGCUGCGGAAAUCCAAAGAGAUAGAUAAGUGUAUUCACCGAGACAAGACUUAUGUUAAAAGGCUAGUAAAGAUCUUAUUGCUCGGGGCGGGAGAAAGCGGCAAGUCCACUUUCCUCAAGCAAAUGCGUAUUAUUCAUGGGCAGGACUUCGAUCAGAAGGCCAAAGAAGAAUUCAGGGCUACGAUUUUUAGUAAUGUUAUUAAAGGCAUUCGAGUGUUAGUGGAUGCUAGAGAGAAACUGCACAUCCCGUGGGGUAACCCGUCCAACCAGCGGCAUGGAAACACUAUGAUGGCAUUUGACACUCGGUCGGCGAUGGCUCACGGUCACGGCAUGGUGGAGCCCAAAGUUUUUCAGCACUACCUGCCGUCAAUCAAGGCCCUGUGGGCGGACCAGGGCAUCCAGAAUGCCUACGACCGGCGCAGGGAGUUCCAGCUGGGGGAGUCGGUCAAGUAUUUCCUGGACAAUUUGGAAAAGCUCGGACAGUCGGACUACCUUCCCAGCCAGCAGGACAUCCUUCUGGCCAGAAAACCCACCAAGGGCAUCCACGAGUAUGAUUUUGAGAUUAAGAAUGUGCCUUUCAAAAUGGUGGACGUGGGUGGGCAGCGCUCUGAGAGACGGCGCUGGUUUGAAUGUUUUGAGUCGGUCACAUCCAUCCUCUUCCUUGUGUCCUCCUCUGAGUACGACCAGGUGCUGAUGGAAGACCGGCAGACUAACCGACUGAGCGAGUCACUAAACAUCUUUGAGACCAUAGUCAACAACCGGGUCUUCAGCAACGUCUCCAUCAUCCUGUUCCUGAACAAGACGGACCUGCUGGGGGAGAAGGUGAAGCAAGUGUCCAUCAAAGACUACUUCCCCGAGUUCUCUGGUGACCCCAUGAGUUUGGCAGAUGUCCAGUGCUUCCUGGUGGAAUGCUUUCGCAAAAAGCGCCGCGAGCAGCAGCAGAAGCCUCCGCAGCAGCUGAAGCCUCUGUACCACCACUUCACCACAGCCAUCAACACUGAAAACAUCCGGCUGGUGUUCCGUGAUGUCAAGGACACCAUCCUGCACGACAACCUCAAGCAGCUGAUGCUGCAGUGAGGGGGCGCGGCAGGGAAGGGCGGAGGCAAAGGGAACAUGGCUCGCAGUCUUAACAGCAGCCGUAGGAGGAGCGGACAGCGUCACUGCUUUCACCCACCCAGGAUUUUCUCUGCCCCUCACUGUUGAACUUGACUGUGUAUUAAAGCAACCACUACUAUGGCCACUCCCCCCUGUGCUUCUUUGCUUAACAAGCGUGUUCACUGUAACUUAUAACAGCCCACUGUGGCUGAGUUCUUCCUGCCCUUAGACCCAUGUAACUGACCUGUAGUCCUCACUCUCUCAGGCCACGCCCACACUCCUGAGCAUCCUUUAUAGUGUCCCUGUGUCCUGCUCCCACACUGGAGAGGAGGGGGUGACUGUUACCAAGGUGUUGUUGUAAACGUGCUCUUCACUGUGCCUUGGUGUGGAUUUAUACUUUUCUAAUCAUUUUGUUUUCUAUUGUAUGAACAUACUGUUAACCUAUGCAUUUUUCUAUCAUAGGGGUUUACACUCUGACAUUUGGACUGUUACAGUUAUUCAAAGAUGUCGGGUGCUGCUGACGAAGCGUGCAGACACAAACACGCCGCUUGCUGAAAGCUGGUCGGGGUUUGGGGUGACCCGCAGUACUGGUGCUGUUUCUCAGGGCACCAUUUCUAAACCACUACUGUGAUUUGUAACAUGUGUACCUUACCCUUGCACCAGUCAAACGGGUUUCCCUUUAUUUGCCACAAAACUGGCCGGAGUUGUACUUCAGAAGCAAAACUCUGGCCGUCGACCUCAGCCUUACUUUACUGCGAGUGAUUUGACCCGUGUGCUUGCACAUGCUAACAUGUGAUUUGUGGAUGCUGCCUCAUUGACCGUGGUUAAAGAUAACACUAAGGGAAACAUGUAAAGCGGCCUUUCUCAAACGUUUGGCAGAUGUUGCAGCGCGGGUUGAGCCCCGGGGUUUUCUUCAGUGGUACAGAGAGAGAAUUAUCACCUUAAGUGUUGCGUAUUGUACUGCAGGCGAUGAGGUGGCCAUGUUGCCUUUUGUCUUAAUCAGAUGUUCAUGUGAGGCCGCCCCUCACCACAGGGACAUAUUCCUGCUGCAGUCUGUGCAGCUGCCGGCUGCUCUCGUUUUGUAUAAAGCUCACGUGUCCAUUCUAACGCAUGUGUCCCUCACAUCGACCUAAAGCUUGUUGCAGCCGCUCUAACUUUCCACACAGUAUAAUGGUAAGUGUUAUUUUGCUAUGUGGUGUUUUUGGUUUGGGGUUUUUAAGCAGAAGCAGGCAUCUGUUGGACGGUCUUAUGUUGUUUAAGGGGCUUCCUGUUUCCCAGCUUCCUGUGUGAUUUACAACACGAACGCCACAAUCCUGUACGUGUCCCUGCAAACAACUGGCUCCACUGGUCCAUGCUAACCAGCUGUAAAAGUAGUCUUGUUGCCUUUUUGGGGGUGAGCAGUUCCACACUGUGGACUUUUGAACAACGGGAACAUUCUGUGUGCGUCAGCAUGGGUAUUUUUUUGUACUUUCUAAUUGUGAUAAUUGCUAAUGUUGAAUAAGUAAAGAAUACUUAAUGUUAAUCACUGUUAAUAAGUGUUGUGCACAGACCUUUGUAACUGUGAGCUGCAAAGCUUCAAAGGGACACGAGGCAACUGAGAAACUGGCUGAAAAGGUUUGAUGUGAUCACAGAGCUGUGCAUUUACAAAUACUAUCAUUAACUGUCUUUGUCUUAUCAGAUCUACACCUGCAGUGUUGACUCGACUCAAAUAAAGUUUCCUCAAAUACAACACGUGA